This is a messenger RNA of Carya illinoinensis, 1379 nucleotides long. Its product is annotated as UPF0481 protein At3g47200-like. The record is from RefSeq and is a predicted model, not a curated record. Lineage: Eukaryota; Viridiplantae; Streptophyta; Magnoliopsida; Fagales; Juglandaceae. The coding region runs from base 1 to 1359 and encodes 452 amino acids. The transcript is spliced from 3 exons.
AUGGUUCGAUUACAAGGCCCUUGUCACAUAGAAAGUUCUGUGCAGCAGCGCCAGACUAAGAAGAACCCAUUGUCACUGGGUGUAACCGCCAGCAAAAGCACAUGUUGCAUCUUCGAAGUCCCCGGCCAUAUGUUGGUCGGCAACUCAUAUCAUCCUUUUGUUGUCUCCAUCGGGCCCUAUCACCGACGCAAGCGGGAGCUCAUGAUGAUUGAGGAGCACAAGUGGCGGUAUCUCAAGUCCUUGCUCUGCAGAAAACCGACCAAGACCUUUGAGGUCUACUUGGAAAGCAUAAAGCCACUUGAAAAGGAUGCCAGGGAAUACUAUUCGAAGAUCAUUGAACUUGAAAGCCGUGACUUCAACGAAAUGAUGGUUCUUGACAGGUGCUUUAUAAUAGAACUUUUUCGCAAGAUUAUAGACCGGAACCUAUUCGAGCCCAAUGAUCCUCUGGCCACCGAUUGUUGGGUAUUACCAUUUGUAUAUAGGGACUUCCUCCUGCUCGAGAAUCAGAUACCAUUCAUUAUACUAGAAAAGUUAUUUGAAAUAUCCAAAAUGCCUAGCGAGGAGGAGUCUAGUUUGUCCUUAUCCUUGCUUGCCAUGCAAUUCUUCAACGAAGCUAUCGCAUUGCAAAGACCCCAUGAUUUCAUAUGCCACCGGUCUCGUGAUCUAAAAGGCUCGCAUUUACUGGACUUGGUUCGUUUAAGCUUUAUACCCGAGAAAUUAAAAGGAACACAAAGCAGUGGCACACCAACCCAUGUUAUGCACAGCUUCUCAAGGCUCCGCCGGUCAGGGAUUAAGCUCAAUCUGGUCCAAGAGGAAAGCUUCUUGGUUGUGAAAUUCAAGAAUGGUGUGAUUGAGAUGCCUCGUCUAAGACUUGACGAACUCAUGGGCUCUUUCUUGUCAAAUUGCGUGGCAUUCGAGCAGCUUCAUUGCGACUUCUCCAAACACUUCAACACUUAUGCAACCUUCUUGGACUGCCUCGUGGAAAGUGCCAAGGAUGUUGGGUACCUAUGCCACCACAACAUUAUGGAUAAGAAUAUUGGUAACGAUGACGAGGUUGUGCGCUUCAUCAACCAGAUGGGCAAAGGCGUGAUGAUUAAUAGUGAUUGUUAUUUGUCCAAGUUGUUUGAGAAUGUGGACAAGCAUUAUAGAAAUUGUAAAGGCAAAAAAGGGUACAUUGGGAAUUUUAGAAAUUGCUGGAACGUGCAAUGGGCGACCUUCAAGCGUAAGUAUUUUGACACUCCUUGGGCGUUCAUUUCGGCGUUGGCUGCGUUUGUGCUCUUAUCGCUUGCAAUUGCCCAAACUUUCUACACCAUCUAUGCUUACGUGCAUCCGAAUGAUGGGUCCCCUCCGCCAAAUUGAAUGCGAAUGAAAUUUGUAUU